Larimichthys crocea (large yellow croaker) is the source of this 2965-nucleotide messenger RNA. It is a transcript of the gene csf2rb, whose product is annotated as colony stimulating factor 2 receptor subunit beta. The record is from RefSeq and is a predicted model, not a curated record. NCBI's taxonomy places the organism in Eukaryota, Metazoa, Chordata, Actinopteri, Sciaenidae. Gene Ontology annotation, biological process: cytokine-mediated signaling pathway. Gene Ontology annotation, molecular function: cytokine receptor activity; protein binding. The transcript has 14 exons. Gene Ontology annotation, cellular component: external side of plasma membrane. Bases 156 to 2264 code for a protein of 702 amino acids.
GUGUGGUCAUGACUCAUUUCUUCAUUAUUUCUAGUAAAUGAAGUGUUUCUUUCUUUGUCGCUCUCUGUAAAAUGUUUGUACCCGACGGACAACAGACUUUAUGGUUUCCUGAGACUAACUUUGAAAAAAAACAGGAGCCGUGAUUGUCCCCGGGAAUGAUGCCUCUCCUCUGGGUUUUGCUUUGGCCACUGUUCCUGCCUGUGGCUGACUUCAGCUCACCAGAUCAUUGUACAGUCCAUGACAGCAUUUCACAGAAUGAGUCUUCAUUGCUGCAGUCUUUACAGUGCUACAACGACUACGAGUCCUUUGUCCACUGCACGUGGAGCGAACACAGAAGCACAAAGCUGCAGCUCUGGUUCGAACCAACAUACGGAAAGACCAGGGAGCAGUGUGUGCGUGACGAUGCUGCAGCACAAGAUGCAACUGAGAACAGGACCGUGCACUGCAGAUAUAAUACUGACCUGUUCGCCAUCGGCAUCAAACACACCGUCUUCUUCCUCAAGAACGAGACAGAGAGCAUCUGCUCUGUCCGGCACGAGCCUCUGGAUCUUUCUCAGCACUUGAGAGCUCGCCAUCCGGUCAAUCUGUCCACGCACGAUGCAGGUGAUGGAGGCCAACUGCUCAGCUGGUCCAGCCCUUAUCCCUCCUCCUCCUCCCUGAACGAAAACAUCACGUAUCAGCUCAGCUACAGGACAGACAGACAGGACAGCUGGACGAUGGAGGACGUCACAAACACCAGUGUGAAACUAGAGAAGCAAUUGUUGGUUCCGGGUCGCACGUAUGAAGCCCAGGUGAGGGCCCGGGUCAGUGUUGGUCAGUGGAGCCACUGGAGUCCUGCGGUGACCUGGCAGACUAAAGAAGAUGUUGGGCAGUUUCCCAGUUUGCAUUGUGUGCUGGAUGGAGAAAACGAGGUGAUGUGUAGCUGGAAGGUGAGCAGAGAGCUGGCUCACUUUAUUACCUACCAGCUGGCCUGUCAACACAACCAGACUGCACCGUCUAAGAGAUGCUGCGAGAACCCGACAGUCACCCCUGACCUCAGCGGGACGAUGCUGAAGUACAGCUGCUCGCUGACUGUCGCAGACUCUGCACAUCUGCUGCUGGAUCUUGUACCAACGCGCAGAGCCAAGAUUAUUAAACCGCACCAACACAUUCGUCCCAACCCGCCGCAGGAGGUAAAGGUGCGGCCAAAAAACAACAACUGGAUCGUGGAAUGGACCGAGCCGAACACAACCUCAAAACUCGUACUGUAUUAUGAGCUCUGCUAUAACAAGAUACAGGAUCAUCAGGAAUGUACUAUCCUCCCUGUUCCAAAGGGGUCCAUGUCCCAAACCAUCCUGGAAACAUUUCUGGAUCCAUCGCAGGAAUACCAGGUCAAGGUCAGGUCACUGGUCGCCCCUGGAACACUUUACAAGGGAGUUCCCUCUGAAUGGACUGAACCUGUGAGGUGGACCUCACAUGAGGCCACCUGGUCCCCGUCCACCCUCAUCUAUUUGUCCAUCAGCGUGCUCGUGGCCGCAAUCUUCUUCACACUCUACUGCACCAUUCCAGCUUGUCAAAGGAGGGUCGUUCUGUGGGUGGACUCGGUUCCUUCUCCAGGCAAAAGCAAAAUCCUGUCUGAGUUCAAGUCUGCCACCAACUGGACCCUCAUGCAGAGCGAGAGCACAGCCAUGUGCAAAGUGCAGCACAUGGACAGCAUAUCGACAUGCUCUUCAGACGCUUCGCUCUGGUUAACCAAGGACAGUGAAACAAAGUGUUUGGAGAAGGACGAUGGCUGCUGGAAGUGUGGUAACCUGCCUUCCCCCACUGAGGAGGUCCACACCACUGAGACAUCCUCCAUGAGCUUCAGCGGGCCGUACAUCUUCUGUCAGUUAUCGGAGCCAAACUGCACGUCAGUGGAUGUGAAGUGUGAGGAGGAAAAGAAGGAAACCCCAUCAGAUGAGUCUGCAUCAUCUUCCCCUGCGACUUUCACCAUUUACGGGCAAGGUUACGUCUGCCUGCCCAGCCGCAGCGCCUCCAAGUCCACACAGGAUCUUACUCACUGCGAUGCCGACACAGACUCACACAGGCAGGACAGCGCUGAGCAGGACCAACAGCAUCCAGAUAAGUCGGACGUCCAGCAAGGACUGGACUGGACAACCAGUGGGCCUACCAGCAUCCACCAACCUCCAGCCUACGUCACAGGACCUUUCACCUCCUGGCCUCAGGGAGGCACCAUACAGCCCUCUGGGUACUGCCACAUCCCCACAUCCACACAUCCGACAUGAGAGCAUAUCAAGGAUUUGUGCUUCCAAGUGAAAAACUGCAAAUGUGUGUUUUUACACAUGAGAAAAGACUCAUUAAGAACCACUUUGCCUGGCCUCCUCUUACCUAACGUUAGGUUGGGUUGCUGACCAAUGGAGGGCAGUAGUGAGCUGAGCCUGUGAGCGCAGUGCAAGCAAAUGUAAAGGAUGGAAAACAUAAUCUAUGUAUAAAUAUGAACAUCAUUUACUUCCUUUUAUAUUUUCCCAGGCGUUUCACAAACCACAGAUUCUUAAGAAAUGUAAUUAUUAUUCCUUCCUUAAACUCAGUGUCCCUUUCACAGCUGAGAAGCAGAACUAUGUGAACUGUAUUUCAAUGGGGAAAAAAAAAUCUGCCAUGUUCACUGCGAUCACGUAUGCAUGUUUGCACCAAGGUGUGUGAGUUAGGACCUUGUUGUCAAUGUUGUAGCCAGUGUGUUGCUGAAUGUACGUACAGUAUGUUAUCUAUUAUAUGUGCAAAUCUUUAAAUAUAUAUAUAAUAUAUCUGAAUAUGUGUUAAAGCUACCUUUAAUAUUAUUUACUAUAUAUUAAUAUGAGCCAUUUUCUUCAGGUUUUUUUUACAGUAUACCUUUAUUUAACUGGUCAUGAACGAGUGAAAUCAUUCAAGUCUGAAAUGUUUGCUUUUGUACUUUUGCACUGUGAUAAUAAACUAUAUUUUGUCUAUGCUU